Messenger RNA from Angiostrongylus costaricensis, 480 nucleotides. The record is from the annotation of a GenBank genome assembly. Lineage: Eukaryota; Metazoa; Nematoda; Chromadorea; Rhabditida; Metastrongylidae.
AUGGCUAAAUUAGCAAAACCGGAAAAAUGGGGUUAUGUUAUGGCACGUAGAACCAGUGAGGACGGGUCAUCCAAGUAUCCAAGUAAGAAAAUGCCACGUCCAGGAGGAAGUGACGGCGUGAAGGAUAAGGGUAAAGACAAGGAAAGUACAAAGAAAUCACAUGAAAAAGAAAAGCCUAUGGAGAAAAACGAACCGAAAUCACAAACAGAGUUUGUUGAUUCAACCAGUAAGAAAUUCAUUAAAGGUUACGUUCUCCAUGUCACACUUUCAUGCACUAUGUUUAGGAAACAUUCUGUGCGCCCUACUGACGAAUUGAAGUUACUGCAGGACAGUCUUACUCACUUUUUCACUCCAUCAGCUGGACGUCGAUGUCGACAACCACCGCGUAAGUUCGAUGAAUCGGGUGUGAACAGUGAUGACAGUGUUCAACCAAGUACGUUCUGGGUUCUUCCAUUCUUCUUCCUUUUUGUGAAGAAAUGA